Messenger RNA from Prosopis cineraria, 2813 nucleotides. RefSeq names its product G-type lectin S-receptor-like serine/threonine-protein kinase At1g34300. The record is from RefSeq and is a predicted model, not a curated record. The transcript has a single exon. Lineage: Eukaryota; Viridiplantae; Streptophyta; Magnoliopsida; Fabales; Fabaceae. Bases 108 to 2489 code for a protein of 793 amino acids. Gene Ontology annotation, biological process: protein phosphorylation; recognition of pollen. Gene Ontology annotation, molecular function: protein serine/threonine kinase activity; ATP binding.
GACAACGAUGACACCCAAAUUCCAAUCCACCAAGAUAGUAUUACUCUCUCUCUCUCUCUCUCGCAGUGAGAAAGAAGAAACAGGUUGGACUCUGGAAAACCCAAACCAUGGCUCUUCAAUUUCUCUUCCUCUGUUUCACCCUCUCCUUCCUCUCCCAAAUUCAUUUCUCAAUUUCCCAGAAAACCAUCAAUUUUACUUCCUUCAAUGCCUCAAACUCCCCAUGGUUUCCAAACCAGAAUCGCAUCCUUCUCUCUCCGAAUUCCAAUUUCUCGGCUGGCUUCUUCCGCAUUUCCUCAGAUAAUUACACCUUCUCCGUUUGGUUCACCAACAUCCCGCGUGACCCCGUCGUAUGGUCUGCGAAACUCGGUUCACCGGUCACCGGCUCCGCUUCCCUCGUUAUCAACUCCAAAGGCGAGCUUCUUCUCAAUAAUACCCCCUUGGUAAACGCUUCGUCUACUUCCAAUUCCACAUCGCCCGUUCUUAGUCUCAGUGACCAUGGCAGCUUGAGUUUUGGAGAUUGGAAUAGCUUCGCUAACCCAACGAACACCAUUCUCCCGAACCAAAGUAUCACAGGAAUCGUGCUUCGUUCCGAAAAUGGGCUCUUCAGCUUCGUCAAUUCCACGAAUCUGACUCUCCAUUCCUCCUCUGCUAGUUACUAUACCACCCCAAGCCCGUUGGUGAGUAUGGACGCUCUCGGCAAGAUGACUAUGCAGAGUAACGCUUUUCUUACUAGCGAUUACGGCGAUAAUCGUGCCCGGAAAAUGGUUCUCGGCAAUGAUGGGAAUCUCAAAAUCUACAGUUUCUACCCCGAGCAAGAAAACCGAUGGGUUGAGGUUUGGUUGGCGAUUUGGGAACCGUGUAAAAUCAAAGGCAAAUGCGGUCCUUAUGCUAUAUGCUUGCCUUCAACUGGUAUAAAUGAUUCGACUUCAUGUGUUUGCCCGCCUGGGUUCACGCAAAAUCCAGGAUGGCCGGAUAAAGGUUGUGCAAGGAAAACCAAACUUACCAAUAACAUCAAAUUUCUGAAGCUGGAUUAUGUGAACUACACUAACCCCAAUAUGCGCAGUAUUUCUGCCAGAAAUUUCACUCUUUGUGAAUCUAAAUGCAGUGCAGACUCACAAUGUCUUGGGUUUGGCUACAAAUAUGAUGGAUCUGGUUUUUGUUCUUUAGUACUAGGUGAACUCCAAUAUGGUUAUUGGUCUCCGGGUACUGAGGCCUCACUGUUUCUUAAGGUAGACAAAUCCGAAUCCGACGCCUCCAAUUUCAGUGGGAUGACAGAAGUUUUGCAGACAUCGUGCCCUGUUCGAAUCAGCCUCCCACUGCCCCCUAAAGAUUCGAAUUCCACGACUCGAAACAUUGCCAUAAUCUGCACUCUUUUCGCUGCUGAGCUCAUAUCCGGCGUCGCUUUCUUCUGGUCUUUCCUCAAGAGGUACAUCAAGUACAGAGACAUGGCUACCACUCUCGGACUCGAGUUCCUUCCUGCUGGUGGCCCAAAACGAUUCUCGUAUGCCGAGCUCAAAACUGCCACCAAGGACUUCUCCAACCUGAUCGGAAGAGGUGGGUUCGGCGAUGUUUACAAAGGCGAGCUACCGGACCAUCGUGUCGUCGCCGUCAAGUGCCUCAAGAAUGUCUCAGGCGGCGACGCCGAGUUCUGGGCGGAGGUCACCAUCAUUGCCAGAAUGCACCACCUCAACUUGGUCCGCUUGUGGGGCUUUUGUGCCGAGAAAGGUCAACGAAUCUUGGUGUACGAGUACGUCCCAGGCGGGUCACUGGACAAAUAUCUAUUUCGUCGUCCUCGGGCCGGGUCUAAGAACGGGGAACUAUCUCCGGAUCCGGAUCCAAAGCAUGACCCGAAGACGGAACAAAAACCCAUCCUUGACUGGAAUGUCCGGUAUAGGAUUGCGCUGGGCGUGGCAAGAUCCAUAGCAUACUUACACGAGGAGUGUUUGGAAUGGGUCUUGCAUUGUGAUAUCAAGCCCGAGAACAUCUUACUGGGCGACGAUUUCUGUCCAAAGAUCUCAGAUUUCGGAUUAGCUAAGCUGAGAAAGAAAGAGGAUAUGGUAACCAUGUCUCGGAGGAGAGGGACGCCGGGUUACAUGGCUCCGGAAUGGAUAACGACGGACCCAAUCACCUCCAAGGCUGACGUGUACAGCUUUGGGAUGGUGUUGCUGGAGCUGGUGAGUGGGGUCAGGAACUUUGAGAUUCAAGGAUCGUUGUUGAACAGUGAUGAAUGGUAUUUUCCUGGGUGGGCUUUUGAGAAGAUGUUCAAGGAGCUGAGGCCCGAAGACAUUCUGGACCGUGAGAUCAAGCAGUUAUAUGACAGCAGGGCCCAUUUUGAUAUGAUCAAUAGGAUGGUGAAGACUGCAAUGUGGUGCCUUCAAGAUAGGCCCGAGAUGAGGCCCACCAUGGGGAAAGUGGCUAAGAUGUUGGAAGGCACGGUGGAGAUUUCUGAGCCCAAGAAGCCCACUAUCUUUUUCCUCGGAGAUGAAUAGCCCAGCCCAUCUAUUUGUGGCCGACAAGUUGUCGUUCCCUUUUCCUCUUGUCUUCUGUAGAAUAAAAUUCAGGCGUCAUGCUACUCGCCUACACUGUUGUCAGAUUCACGUCUUUUGUAAAAUGUAUUGGCGAGGAGAUAGGUCCACAAAUUAAAUGUUUUUAAUCUGAUCAAAUAGCCUGCUCAAAAAGUUGAUGUAUAGUUCGUCUAUGACUUAGUAAGUUAUCAUUCUAUGAAUUGUUGCUCUUGCUCUGCAUGUGUGUAUUGGAUUUGCUCGGGCAGCGACCGAGAUGUUGUCAUUACCACGUGAGAUUCUUUUCUUGUC